GACAUCAAGAAUCAGACCUGCCUUUGCCACUUCAAGGUUAUGAAUUUGAAAGUUGCCUACAUUUUCUUAGCCUUGUCUGCAGUAAUAAAUUUUAUUCUAGCUUAUUUGUUGCUGGGUAAAGAAUGGAGACCAACCACCUGUGGUACCAGGCCCCAGCAUAUCCAGAAGACAGGACAUAGCAUCCAGAAUGACCACAGCCCAGUGUUUGCUGAUCUUACCCCAGGAGAAAUGGUACAAGUGGUGAGGUAUCUGCGGGAAAGCCUUGGAGUGCCUCUGGUAGAUGCCUCUCAUGCAAAUCCCUCUGACAACUGCAUUUACUACAUCAGCAUGCAGCUCCCCACCAAGGCAGAGGUACUGCGGUUCUUGGAUCGAGGGGGAGUUCGCCCCCCACGGCAGGCACUAGCGGCUAUUUUCUUUGGAAAUCAGCCAAUGCCAAAUGUUACAGAAUAUCUGGUGGGCCCCCUGCCGAAGCCAACAUAUCACAGGGACAUCACAGUGCUGAAAUAUGGAAGGAAGCUACCAUAUUAUCGCAGACUGAUUCUACGCAAUGAGUAUAACCAGAUUGAUGCUUUUUUACAGAGCAGGGAAUUCCCCAAAGCACCAAACUUCAUGAGUCAGGUAUUUGAUUACAAUGGGACUAACCUGGCAUCUCUCAAUGUGGCCCCUCGAGGAUUUCAGUCUGGAGAUCGCAAAACCUGGAUUCUUCACUUUCAGAAUGUGCCUGGCUUUUAUGUGCAUCCUGUGGGGCUGGAGGUACUGGUUGAUCACAGCAGCCUGAAUAUCUCCCAGUGGAAGGUAUUGAAAGUAUUUUAUAAUGGCCAGUACUUUGAGGGGAUGGUGCAGCUGGAGAGUGAGUUCAAGCAGGGCCACGUGAAGGUGGACAAAGUGAAAAAAGCCCCACCUGAUGGGGGAUACUCUUCCCUGAAGCCUAGAGUGCCCCACCAGAAUCUGGGGCCCUUGCAGUAUGAGCCUCGUGGGCCUCGCUAUAGCAUCAGAAGCAACCAAGUUGUCUUCCAGGCCUGGAGCUUUGCCUUUGGGAUGGAUGUUAAUACAGGGCCACGACUCUUUGACAUUAGAUUUAAGGGGAAGAGGAUUGCCUAUGAACUCAGCCUCCAGGAAGCCUCUGCAAUUUAUGGCUCCAAUAGUCCAGGGGGGAUGUCCACCAGAUACCUGGAUGCAAGCUAUAGCAUUGGAAAAUUUGCAUUUUCACUUGUCCCAGGGGUUGAUUGCCCCUACUUAGCAACGUAUUUGGAUAGCUACUACUUAAUUGAAUCCUUCGUGCCUGAGAAGCGUGAAAACUCCAUCUGCAUUUUUGAGGAGAAUUCUGAAAUCCCUGUUAGACGCCAUUAUAACAAGAUGUACUAUGGGGGGCUGGCCGGCUCAGUUCUGGUGUUUAGGACAAUUUCAACUGUUGAAAACUAUGACUAUAUUUGGGACUUUAUAUUCCACCAGAAUGGAGCUGUUGAAGUCAAAGUCCAAGCCACUGGAUACAUAAGUUCCUCCUUUUUCUUUGGUGAUGGUACUGAAUUUGGAAGUAGGGUUGAGGAGCACACCCUCGGGACCAUGCAUAAUCAUGCCCUGCAUUUUUAGGUGGACCUAGAUAUUGGCGGUAGGUCUCUCUCCCUAUAAGAUUUGUUGUUGUUGGGCUCUUGUCACGAGGAGUAAAACAAUUGAGUUUUGCAGAUUUCGAGGCAGAAAGAAAUGGCUAUUCCUAUUUGUCAGAAUUUGCAAUCCAAUAUAGAUGGAAGAGCCUUGGAAAGAUUUUUUACUUGGCUGUGUUGGCAGAACAUGGGGACUCUAACAAUGGCUCUAAUCUCCAGUGUUUCUGUGCUUUCAGAAGGAACCACCUGGGAAAUGUCAUUCAUUUAUUAAAGUGUGAGGCAAGAAUUGUCCCACUUUGAAGUUUCCCAACUUAUUCCUGGGUGUACUUUGUAGCCGUGUUGGUCUGAGACAAAAAGACAUACAAAAAACUAGAACUCUUGGUUCCAAAAUCCUGGCAUUUUCACCUUGAUUCUUGGGCUGUUUCCUUUCCAGUUUUGAGCCAACACUGAUUGAUCUAACUGGAAAGAGCUGGAAAAUCACUGUCCAUCUCUUACACUGGGUUUUUUCUGUGCAAGUACUAAUUACUGCACAUGCACAGACAGGGAGGUUCAGUGUUCUUCUACAUAUAAUACACCUACACACUAUGGGGUUUUGCCACUAAGCAGUCACUGUAGUGCCAAGAAUGAGGGUUUGAAGGCAUCUGCCCUAUUUGCUCCAUGGGGAGCCAGUACCUCAGGAUGUCUCAGCCUCUUGGAUAUGAUUAUCAUCAUAGUUCCUUCAUGUUGUCUGUCUUCAUUCCUUCGUGGGGGAUGCUGAGCCAAGCCUAGGGACAUGAACUGGUGCUGGAGGCAAACCUUACAGAUGGGUUAACUGGUAUUUGGUGGUGAUUUAAAACCAUCAUGUCUCUGUCCUAGGGCCAACCUUCUGGUGUCUCUGCUAAAAAUCCUUUCUCACUGGUUUGUCUUUGUGUUUACCCAGUCUUUUGCACACCUUUUCUGCUGAUUCAUCUUCUCUUACUGGUUAAGACUUGCUUGCUGCAAGACCUUGAAUUGAUUGGAGUCUUGUGACAUGCUCCUGCUCUCAAAUUCUUGGCUUUCCCUGACACUUUUUCAGUUCCCCUGCUCUGCUAGAUCGCUGCAAAUUGAGAAGUAGAACUACAGGUUUCCCUUGUCAACUGCUGGGCUUAGGUUCCUGAAAGUUCCCGUG
Messenger RNA from Gavialis gangeticus (Gharial), 2748 nucleotides. RefSeq names its product membrane primary amine oxidase-like. Bases 40 to 1590 code for a protein of 516 amino acids. Gene Ontology annotation, cellular component: plasma membrane. The transcript has a single exon. The record is from RefSeq and is a predicted model, not a curated record. Gene Ontology annotation, biological process: amine metabolic process. NCBI's taxonomy places the organism in Eukaryota, Metazoa, Chordata, Crocodylia, Gavialidae. Gene Ontology annotation, molecular function: quinone binding; primary methylamine oxidase activity; copper ion binding.